Molecule: messenger RNA, 368 nt
Organism: Callorhinus ursinus (northern fur seal)
Lineage: Eukaryota; Metazoa; Chordata; Mammalia; Carnivora; Otariidae
Source: RefSeq, a predicted model, not a curated record
AACAGAUAAACAAAAACUGGGAAAAGAAAUUCUAUAUUCUCAGGAAUAGCUUCCAUGUCCUUAAAGAUGAGAUGUUUACUAGGCACACAUUGUUUCGUCAGUUUGCAGUGCUUGCUGAUACAUCCUUCAAUUAUAUUAAAUUAAAACCUUUAUUUGUGCAGUCUAAAAUGAACUUGAUAGCAGGUUCUACAUCUUCUGGAAGUGAUCACACACCUUUGAUCGACAAGGACAUGGAUGUAGUCAGUGAUCAGAUAUUUUUCUCCCCUUUAUCAAAAGGAAGGUUGUCAGAAAUGCUGGAGGAAAAGCCUUUGGAGAAGCCAUCGAUACCCCAGAACACCCCAGUGAAUGAUAUGGAUGCUACUGAGUAA